Molecule: messenger RNA, 1890 nt
Organism: Strongylocentrotus purpuratus (purple sea urchin)
Lineage: Eukaryota; Metazoa; Echinodermata; Echinoidea; Camarodonta; Strongylocentrotidae
Product: AAC-rich mRNA clone AAC4 protein-like
Exons: 3
Coding region: 223-969 (248 amino acids)
Source: RefSeq, a predicted model, not a curated record
GUAACUUGCAAAACAAAACGACGUUAGAUUUGCUGAGAAAUGGAAUCGUAAUGAAGCAGAUCAACUCCUACAGACAGAACACAGAAGGCGAGAAAAUGACGAACUCUAUACAAAACAUAAACAUGAACCACAACGCCUCCAUGAUGCGCCGGCAGAAAAAACGGAGUUCACGGAGUAAUUUUAACGGGUACUACCCGCAGCGUCCCCCGAACUCCGGGCAGGAUGGGUCGCGUGCCCUUCGCUGCUGGCCAAGCGAAGGCUAGGCCUAGGCAUCGAACCAGGCACAGCAAAUCUCGGUUCCAUACCCAAAAUAAGAACCAAGAAGGACAAAUUAAGGUGCAACAGACACCUUGUAAUAUUUAUCUCGGAGAGAAUUUCGCUACCAAGUUGCAGGCGGCCUUCCAGUUCGAGAGAUCUCUCCAACAAGCCGACUUUGAAGACGGUUUUGUGCAGUGCAGGUUCGAUCCUUUCAAGCGAUAUCAUGAGAUGACUUUGUCAGGCAUGGCAGCGAGAAUGAAGGAGUGCCCCAAUGCAGGUGGAGAUUCAGUCGAGUCUGAAGUCUUGAGCUUGGAGUUGCUCCAUCGCUGCUUUGGAGCCAAGUUGUUGAAGACGGAGAUGGAGGUCAAAUACUUCCCGUACGGGGGCUCCAUCGUAGACUACACCUGUGAGAUGUUUGGGGUCAGUUUGGGCGUGUCUGUUACCAGGGCGAUGAAGUACAAGGGAGAGUUUGAGAAGGAGGAUGCAGAGAAGUUGUUGGGCAAGAAGUUGAGGGGUAUUGUGAACGCUACCCAGAAUGCAUUGGAUAAGUGGUCCAAACAGAUCCUCCACAUUUGGGCGACCUCCUCCAAGGUCGCUGAUGUCUUGACCUCUGUUUACCGUGACCUUUCACCUCAGUUGAGAAUCAAUACUGUUGUAUUGGUAACCAUAGUAACCACUCCCCAGCAUUCCUUGUUUCAGAACUCAAGAUGACCCAAGCUAGAAUCUGUCGAUAGAAUAUCAUUUUCCUGGAAAUCUCUCUAGUUUUGAUCUGCUCUUACACCGAUUUGUUGAAAUAUCUCUUGAAAAUUAAGUUCCUAUAACAUGUUGAUUUGUGUAUAUAUUCUGACACUAGUAUGUUACAUGUUAUGUGAUUGUGAUAAUUAAUAUUUUUUUGAAAUAUUAGAGCUUUCAUGUUUUAUAUCCAUUUUGAUAUUUUUUUACCUAGUAUUGUUUUGUAAAAAUCCUAUGCAAAUUUCCUGGAAAUCUCUCUAGUUUUGAUCUACUCUUACACCGAUCUUUUGAAAUACAUGUUUCUCUUGAAAAUUAAGUUUCUAUUACAUUCUGACACUACCAUGUUAUGUGAUAGUGAUAAUUAAUAUUCUUUUGAAAUAUUGCUAGAGCUUUCAUGUUUUAUAUCCAUUUUGAUAUUGUUUUACCUACCGUAGUAUUGUUUUGUAAAAAUCCUAUGCAAAUUUCUAAGAAAGCUGAAAGCUUUUAAAAAUUGGUAACUCUUCAUGCUUUAAUGUUCUGUAACUUUAUGCAAUUUUUUUUAAAGAGGUUGAACUUUUUACCAUGUGACUGAAGCACACAUGCAUGCUAUGGUAUGAAAAAUAACAUGUGGUGAAAUUUUUUCUUCACAAUUGUAUGCGAAUCUGAUCAGUGCGAAUAUGAAAUAUUCUUUUAAUAGCAGCAGGGACUAGCAUUGUAGGCAGCCCCCACAAAUAAAAAAGAAAGAAAAGAAAAUGCAAUAAAUUAUCAAUAAUUCAUUGCAUUUUGCCCCUAUCUCAAACAUAACAAAAAUCCUCUGUGUGGCCAUGCCUUGAACCAUAAUGCAUGGCCUAUUUGUAUAGAAGGUCAUCAAUGGUCUAAAUUUGUGGAAUAUUUGUAAUUUCUAAUGUGAUUAUAUAUGUU